AUGUCUCUCUCUUCUCAACUCUUGUCAUUCCAUCAACCAUCUUCAUCAACUCCAAGCACAAAUUCACCUCAACUCCCUUCACAACGACACCCACUUGCUCUCAGAACUCGUUUACUUUUGUUCCCUCUCUCCCUUCAAAAGCCUCAUCCAUGCACGUCUUGUGCGGUUGAUUCAGCGUUAUGUGAAGGGACUCAGGUUCAUUGUGAUGUUGUGAAGUUUGGUUUGGAUUCUGAUGUUUAUGUUGGUAACAAUUUGAUUAAUUUUUAUGGUUGUUGUAAGAGGAUUGUUUACGCGCGUAAGGUGUUUGAUGAAAUGUGUGCGAGGACGAUUGUUUCGUGGAAUUCUGUUAUGACUGCUUGUGUUGAGAAUGUUUGGUUGAAUGAUGGGAUUGAGUAUUUUUUUAAGAUGAGGGAUUGUGGGUUUGAGCCGGAUGAGACUAGUAUGGUUUUGUUGUUGACUGUUUGUGCUGAGUUAGGUUAUUUGAGCCUUGGAAGAUGGGUUCAUUGUCAGGUGAUUUUGAGAGGGAUGGUUUUGAGUGUUCAGUUAGGUACUGCUCUUGUUGACAUGUAUGGUAAGUCGGGUGAUUUAGGUUAUGCUCGGGUUGUAUUUGAAAGAAUGGAAAAGAGAAAUGUGUGGACUUGGAGUUCUAUGAUAACGGGGUUAGCGCAACAUGGUUUUGCGGAGGAAGCUCUUGUAUUGUUCGAGAUGAUGAGUGAUGAAAAGAGUAAAAAUAUUUUGCCUAAUUAUGUUACUUAUCUUGGUGUUCUAUGUGCUUGCAGCCAUGCUGGGAUGGUUGACGAGGGUUACCGAUACUUUCGCGAUAUGGAAAUUCUUCAUGGGAUAAAACCUAUGAUGGUUCACUAUGGAGCAAUGGUCGAUGUAUUGGGUCGUGCCGGCCGUCUUAGCGAAGCUUAUGAAUUUAUACAUAGGAUGCCUUUUGCGCCGGAUCCAAUUGUGUGGAGGACUUUGUUAAGUGCAUGCACGGUUCAUGAUGUUUGCGACCGUGCGGGAAUAGGGGAUAAAGUAAGAAAGAGAUUACUUGGAAUGGAGCCAAAGAGGGGAGGGAAUUUAGUUAUUGUUGCUAACAUGUAUGCAGAAGAUGGAAAGUGGGAGAAAGCGGCGAAUGUGAGGAGGGUAAUGAGAGAUGGAGGGUUAAAGAAGAUGGCUGGAGAGAGUUGGGUUGAUUUGGGUGCUUCUAUGUAUAAGUUCUUUGCCGGGUAUGAUUCUAGCUCAGAUUUGAUGCCUGUGUAUGAUCUGUUAGAUGUAUUGAAUAUGCACUUGAAGAUGGUUCAUUGA
Vicia faba (fava bean) is the source of this 1296-nucleotide messenger RNA. The record is from the annotation of a GenBank genome assembly. Lineage: Eukaryota; Viridiplantae; Streptophyta; Magnoliopsida; Fabales; Fabaceae.